This is a messenger RNA of Salvelinus sp. IW2-2015, 5015 nucleotides long. The record is from RefSeq and is a predicted model, not a curated record. Lineage: Eukaryota; Metazoa; Chordata; Actinopteri; Salmoniformes; Salmonidae.
ACAGUGCCUGGAAGAUUGUGACGGGACCAAAUGUAACCCUCAACUACUUCAUUUUCAUAAUUGGUAUCGUCAUCAUAACAUUUAACAGCAUCGACUUUAUCAUCAUCAACACUUCUUCUGUAACUUCACAUUUCGUUUUGGACUACCUGGAUGCUACUGUGACGAAACAGGUAGGUGACAACACUGCUAGCUACCAUGCUGACACUGUGCUGUGCUCAAUGAGCUGUAAAAUGAAUUCAGCUUAAUGUCUGGGCUUGAAAUGUCAGUGAAGUAGAGGUAAUAUGCUCAAAGGUAAGGCCCUUACUAUCAUUUAUGUUAAAAGUACAGAGUAAAUAGGCAUAUUUCUUAAGAUCUAUUGUCUGUCAUGUAUGAGUCAUCUGUGUGUUUUCUCCUCGCUCAGAAAUUAUUGUAAGGAACAACAAACAUAAUAUUUGGAAGUCUACUGCAUCGUAUUCUGUCGUUUAUCUGAAAGCACCAAAAGAAAAAGGAUUCUGUGAUCAUACCGACCCACUACGUGUGAUGUCAGUCCCAUCCUCUGUGAUGACAUCACCACCAGGGCCCCAUCUCCAUAGAAAGAAGCAUUGUGAUUGGCUGAACCUUCAUUAGGACCAAUCAUGUCUCUGACAGUGGACGAGACAGCUGGGGAUCUACCAGUGAGGGACGUAGGGCUGAUGAGAGGAGGGCUGAUGCCCACCGUACCAGACUCUGUGAGAGACGGAAGGUCAUGGAAGAAACCACAGAUGCUCAAGUUAAAAGACCGUCAGAGGGUGUUCCAGGUGCCCAGGGAGCAGCUGGAGGACCAGUGUUUCCGUCUGCAAGAGGAGAACAACCUACUGAGACAGCACACACGCACACAGGAACAGAGGCUACGCAGGAUGUCCACCAAGCUGAUGCGUCUAAGGGAGGGGCGUCCGGGUGAGGCCGGUACCAGGGUCAGGGAGGGGGACAUGGAGGAGAUGAUCCAGGAGCUGGAGGCGCGUGUGGCCACCCUAGAGAGCCAGAAGGGGGCACUGCAGAGCAAACUCAGCAUGGCCAGGCAGCACAUCAUGGACAUGGGGCCUGGACGGAGUUACCACAGACUCAGAGGGCGGGGAAUGGAUGGGCAGGGGGGAGUCAGACAAGCAGCACAGACAGCUCCGCCCCGCUACGGCCUCAGCCUGGAGGACACCAGAGGAGCGAUAGAGACAUUCAGGUCCAGUGUGAUCGAGACCCAGAAGGUGAGGGUGACAGAGCUGGAGCAGGCUGCCCAGUCCCUGAGAGACACACUUGGGGAGAAGGAGAGAGAGAUAGAGGACAGUAUGAAAGAGAUGAGGAGACAACAGGCCGGCGGACACAGGAUCACUAUAAAGGACAAUGUGGACAUGAUCCGCCUGCAGAAGCAUCUGUCAGACAAGAGCGCUGCCCUGCGUGUCAGCCAGGAGAAGUUCAACGUGUUGCAAGAGGCUUAUGAAGCUCAAUUGGAAGAGGGUCAGAGGUCACUGAAGGAGAGCCAGGGGGCAUUGCUGGAGAAGGUAGAGGAGCUGAGUGAACAGCUGAAACAAGAGAGACAGAGAGCGCUGACACUGGAGGGACAGCUCACCGCUGCCACUCUUUCUAUGCAAGCCCUCGAGGAGUUCCAAGAGAGAGUGUCAGACCUGGAAGGAGAGAAGAAUCUACUGAAGGACAGCUAUGAUACACUCCUGGAGAGCACUUUAUCUGUCCACAGUCAUGCGGAGGAGAAGGUGGACAGAGAGAGAGAGCUGGAAAAAGAUAGGGAGAGAGAGAAAGAGGAGAUCUGGAGGAUGGACAUAAAACGGCUUGAGGAGAUUCUGCGAGUGGAGAGGGAGGAACGAGGGAGGCUGGAAGAGGAGAAAGAAAGGUUGCAACGGGACAAAGAGAGGAUAGAGGAACAACAGGAGAGGGAGAGAGAGUCCGUUGAGUCGAUUAGAGGAAAACAUGAUCGAAUGGAACAGGAAGUUCUACAGUACAGACAGGAAGUGACAUCACUGCAGAAGAGACUGGACUCAGUCACAAAGGAGUUUGACAUGAGUGUUGAGGACCUCAGUGAAACCCUGAUACAGAUUAAGACAUUUAGGCUACAGCAGGAGGGCCGUGAGGGUCUGCGGUUCCUAGGGAUUGAUGCGAAGGUGGAGGACUCAUCCAGAGAGCUGAGGGACCUCCAGGCAUCCCAAGCAGAGACUGUGUUAGAAUUACAGAAGACCAGAGACUUACUGUUACUGCAGCACCGCAUCAAUAAUGAUUUGCAGGCUGAGUUGAACACAAUGAUAGAGAGAGCAGAAAGAGAGAGGGGGGAGACCAAGAGGAGGGUAGCGGAGAAAGAUAAACUACUUGGAAGAAGAGCCUUGCAAAUCAACACUUUACAAGCUCAGCUGAAGGAGUUAGCCUACAGCCCUAGGAACUACAAACGGAACAUACCACUACAGUACACCUGGCCGGGGGGGGACCAGGAAGUGGUACAGCCCAUUGAAGACGACACCACUUUCUCUCAACUACGAGCGGGGGAGUCCCUUUUGGAGAUCCACCUCAGGGGGGCAGCCUUCACCCCUGGGGGGCUACGGACCAUGGGGGGCGCCCGGAAAGGGGCGGGGUCAAAAGGUGAAGCGGUUGUGACCUUUUGCACCUACGCCCUCCUGGACUUUGAAAUGCACUCCACACCCCUGGUUUCGGGAGGGCAACCCAACUACGGAUUCACAUCGAAGUACCCCCUCUCUGCUCGUGAUUUGGGGAGGCUGGGGGGUCAGGGGGGAGGGGUGCUGGUGGAGCUGCACCAGGCAUUGGGAGGGGUGCGUUUCUUGACCCGAGGGGGGGCGCAGGUGCCACUGGUUGGAGCGGUAGAGAGGAGAGGGGAGCGGGUGAGCGGACGAGUCAACAUCGCAGGCUCUGAGGGAGAUGUCAUAGGGAUCCUGGACUUUUGGAUGCGUCUCUUCCCUCCUGCGGAGCCCAUGGACACACUGAUAGAGAGAGGAACGGACAGAAUGACAGAGAGAGGAGCAGACAGACGGAUAGAGAGAGGAGCAGACAGACGGAUAGAGAGAGGAGCAGACAGAAUGACAGACAGACUGAUGGACAGAAGGACCAUCAGUCCACAGAGACAGUGGAGCCCCAUCUGGGCCCAGAGAGGUCUAGGCUUGGAGGACAGUGUGCGCGAGCAGGAGCUAUUUGACUAUGGCGGAGGUAUACCCAACGAGCUGGAGGUGGUGCUAGAGCAUUGCGUGGGUCUAAGAGCCCGCUGGCCGGAACUACUUCCGGACUCCUACCUCGUGUACCGUCUCUACGACCUGCCGCCUCACGCUUCCCCCACAAUACCGUGCAGCGCCAACCCACUGUUCAACGACACGGUCAGCUACCCUCUGGCCGUGACCACUGACGUUCUGGAGUACCUAAGAGGGGGCAGUCUCUGGGUCUAUGUGUUCGAUGACAAUGAUGAUCAGACUCCACCUGCUUACCUGGCCAAGACACCCAUACCACUCCGCCCGCUGGCAGCAGGACAACCUAUCAGAGGUGAUUAUGUUCUGAGGGACACGGGUGGCGGUCCGCGGGGGAUGGUCCGCGUGUUCAUACGAUGGAUUUACCCCUUCCAACCACCAGAGGACAGCACCCAAAGACACAAGGAGAUGGACAGGAUGGAGAGAGGAAGCGAGAGAGCAGAGGAACUGCCGAGGCCUAUUGCCAAGCCUAGGGUGAAGUCAAAGGCUGUUGAGCCCAGAAUGGACAGACCUGCUGCACAAAAAGAGACCAGCAUUCAGCCCAAGCCCCGUCCUCCACCAAUCAAGCUGCGAUUACCCCAACCCGACGCCCAAUCAGAGCGAGCCACACCUGUGACAUCCCCGGAACCCAGUGUCGCCACACCCCUCCAGUCUCCAGCGAGAAAACGGGUCACGCCUCUUAGAUCACCUGCCACACUCCUUCUGACACCUGGGACGAGUCAAGCCACGCCCUCCCAGAAGCAGGCGACCCCUCUGAGGCCACCUGAGGUCAGAGGUCAGAGUUCGCCUGUGUCAGAGUUGACCCCAUCUCGACCUGACUCAGCUCGUUCCUCCAGGAGUUCCGCCAGCGAUGAUAAGAGUUAUUUUAAGGAUAUCCCCUCACUGGAACAGGUGUCUUUGGAAGAGGAGGAGGAGGAGCAGGAGGAGAAAAGUGACAAAGCCCAAGUGGAUAGUGAGGUCAUGGAAUCCAGAGAAUCAAGGACCUCCAACCGUAGUGAUGUCAUCAUUGUUCCUCCAUCUUCAAGGAGAAUCAGAAAGGGAGACAAGUUGAGAGUGGAGAUUCUCUCUCUCUCUUUUGAGCCCACCUCCCGAGUGGCUCUCGAUGAGUCAGUGCAGCGCGUCUAUGUGGAGUACCGCCUCCUGGGAGUUCCCAUGGAAACCACAGAGACACCCAUGUCCCUCCGUAAACCAUCGGACGGGGAGGAGAUACAUUACAACUUCACACGAGUCAUCUAUGUGGACAGCUCUGAGGCAGCCCCACUAAGACAGUACCUGUACACCAUGCUGGAAGGAACUGACCCAAACCAGGGCAGGUUGAAGUUCACAGUGGUCAACGAGCCAAUGGAUGAUGAUGAUGACGAUGACGAGGAGUGUACCGACGUUGGCCACGCUUUCCUGGACUUACAGGAACUGCUGCUGACAGGAAAUGACAUCACCGAGCGGCAGAUCGACAUUGUCAGUGUGGAUGUAGAGAAAGAGGUGAUGGGAAAACUCAAAGUCUCUCUGGAAGCAGCAAAGACUUUGACUGGGAUAUACUGGGACUAUCGCCAGAAGAGAGAUCAAGAGACCAAGAAGGAUGAAGAGAAUGACGAGAAGGAGGAAGAUAAGGAGCAAGAGGAGGAAGAGAGGGAAACAUUGAAGAAAGAAGAUGAAAUACAAGUGAUAGAUUAUGACAUUGAUGAUGAUGACAGUGACUUUUACUAAAAGUGGAAAUCUGAAAAGGAUAUCAUGAAACAGAUAGGAAUUGUGGUCCCUGAAAUAAAGGAUAUUGAAUAACAGUAAACGUCUGACCUUGUAUAAUAAAACAUA